Pantherophis guttatus is the source of this 6943-nucleotide messenger RNA. The record is from RefSeq and is a predicted model, not a curated record. NCBI's taxonomy places the organism in Eukaryota, Metazoa, Chordata, Lepidosauria, Squamata, Colubridae.
GGACAGAUGACCUACAACUGCUCCCAAUGUGGUAAAUGCUUUUGCAAGCAUGGCAAGUUUGUGAUACAUCAGCGGACUCACACCAGGAAGAAGCCAUACAAGUGUCCAAAUUGUGGGAAAAGUUUCAUUGCAAAUUCCCACCUGGUGAAACACCAGAGGACUCACACAGGAGAGAAACCCUUUGAAUGUCCUGAUUGUGGGAGAAGUUUCAAUCAGAAUUCCCACCUGCUGAUACACCAGAGGACUCACACAGGUGAGAAACCCUUUGAAUGUCCUGAUUGUGGGAAACAUUUCAGUCAGAAUUCCUACCUGGUGAUACACUGGAGGACUCACACAGGAGAGAAACCCUUUGAAUGUCCUGAUUGUGGGAAAGGUUUCAGUGUCAAUUCCAGCCUGCUGAUACACCAGAAGACUCACACAGGAGAGAAACCCUUUGAAUGUCCUGAGUGUGGGAAAGGUUUCAGUCAGAGUUCCCACGUCAUUGGCCACCAGAGGACUCACACAGGAGAGAAACCCUUCGAAUGUCCUGAUUGUGGGAAACGUUUCAGUCAGAAUUCCCACCUGGUGAUACACCGGAGGACUCACACAGGAGAGAAGCCCUUUCAAUAUCCAGAGUGUGGGAAAAGUUUUAGUCACAAUUCCAACCUGGUGAUACACCAGAGGACUCACACAGGAGAGAAGCCCUUUGAAUGUCCAGAGUGUGGGAAAAGUUUUAGUCACAAUUCCAGCCUGGUGAAACACCAGAGGACUCACACAGGAGAGAAACCCUUUGAAUGUCCUGAUUGUGGGAGAAGUUUCAGUCUGAAUUCCAGCCUGGUGAUACACCGGAGGACUCACACAGGAGAGAAACCCUUUGAAUGUCCUGAUUGUGGGAAAGGUUUCAGUGUCAAUUCCAGCCUGCUGAUACACCAGAGGACUCACAUAGGAGAGAAACCCUUUGAAUGUCCUGAUUGUGGGAAAGGUUUCAGUGUCAAUUCCAGCCUGCUGAUACACCAGAGGACUCACAUAGGAGAGAAACCCUUUGAAUGUCCUGAUUGUGGGAAAGGUUUCAGUCAGAAUUCCCACCUGGUGAUACACCAGAGGACUCACACAGGAGAGAAACCCUUUGAAUGUCCUGAUUGUGGGAAAAGUUUCAGUCAGAAUUCCCACCUGUUGAUACACCAGAGGACUCACACAGGAGAGAAGCCCUUUGAAUGUCCAGAGUGUGGGAAAAGUUUUAGUCACAAUGCCAGCCUGGUGAAGCACCAGAGGACUCACACAGGAGAGAAACCCUUUGAAUGUCCUGAUUGUGGGAAAAGUUUCAGUCUGAAUUCCAGCCUGGUGAUACACCGGAGGACUCACACAGGAGAGAAACCCUUUGAAUGUCCUGAUUGUGGGAAAAGUUUCAGUCAGAAUUCCCAUCUGGUGAUACACCAGAGGACUCACACAGGAGAGAAGCCCUUUGAAUGUCCUGAUUGUGGGAAAGGUUUCAGUGUCAAUUCCAGCCUGCUGAUACACCAGAGGACUCACACAGGAGAGAAACCCUUUGAAUGUCCUGAUUGUGGAAAAAGUUUCAGUCAGAGUUCCCACCUCAUUGGCCACCAGCGGACUCACACAGGAGAGAAACCCUUUGAAUGUCCUGAUUGUGGGAAAGGUUUCAGUGUCAAUUCCAGCCUGCUGAUACACCAGAGGACUCACACAGGAGAGAAACCCUUUGAAUGUCCUGAUUGUGGAAAAAGUUUCAGUCAGAGUUCCCACCUCAUUGGCCACCAGAGGACUCACAUAGGAGAGAAACCCUUUGAAUGUCCUGAUUGUGGGAAAAAUUUCAGUCAGAAUUCCCACCUGUUGAUACACCAGAGGACUCACACAGGAGAGAAACCCUUUGAAUGUCCUGAUUGUGGGGAAAAUUUCAGUCAGAAUUCCCACCUGGUGAUACACCAGAGGACUCACACAGGAGAGAAACCCUUUGAAUGUCCUGAUUGUGGGAAAAGUUUCAGUCUGAAUUCCUACUUGGUGAUACACCAGAGGACACACACAAGAGGGAAACCAUACAAGUGUCCAGAUUGUGGGAAAUGUUUCAGUUACCGUUCUACCCUGGUGAACCACCAGAGGACUCACAGGACUCACACCAGGGAGAAACCAUAUGAGUGUCCAGAUUGUGGGAAACGUUUCGGAGCAAAUUCCCACCUGGUGAAACACCAGAGGACUCACACAGGAGAGAAACCCUUUGAAUGUCCUGAAUGUGGGAAAUGUUUCAGUGAGAAUUCCAACCUCGUGAACCACCAGAGGACUCACACAGGAGAGAAACCCUUUGAAUGUCCUGAAUGUGGGAAAAGUUUCAGUCAGAAUUCCAGCCUGGUGAAACACCAGAGGACUCACACAGGAGAGAAGCCCUUUGAAUGUCCUGAUUGUGGGAAAGGUUUCAUUGUCAAUUCCAGCCUGCUGAUACACCAGAGAACUCACACAGGAGAGAAGCCCUUUGAAUGUCCUGAGUGUGGGAAAAGUUUCGGUCUCAAUUCCAGCCUGGUAAAACACCAGAGAACUCACACAGGAGAGAAGCCCUUUGAAUGUCCUGAAUGUGGGAAAAGCUUCAGUCGGAAUUCCCACCUGGUGUUACACCAGAGGACUCACACAGGAGAGAAGCCCUUUGAAUGUCCUGAUUGUGGGAAAAGUUUCAGUCAGAAUUCCCACCUGCUGAUACACCAGAGGACUCACACAGGAGAGAAGCCCUUUGAAUGUCCUGAUUGUGGGAAAGGUUUCAGUGUCAAUUCCAACCUGCUCAUACACCAGAGAACUCACACAGGAGAGAAGCCCUUUGAAUGUCCUGAAUGUGGGAAAAGCUUCAGUCGGAAUUCCUACCUGGUGAAACACCAGAGGACUCACACAGGAGAGAAACCCUUUGAAUGUCCUCAUUGUGGGAAACGUUUCAGUCAGAAUUCCCACCUGGUGAUACACCAGAGGACUCACACAGGAGAGAAACCCUUUGAAUGUCCUGUGUGUGGGAAAAGUUUCAGUCACAAUUCCAACCUGGUGAUACACCAGAGGACUCACACAGGAGAGAAACCCUUUGAAUGUCCUGAUUGUGGGAAAGGUUUCAGUGUCAAUUCCCACCUGCUGAUACACCAGAGAACUCACACAAGAGAGAAGCCCUUUGAAUGUCCUGCAUGUGGGAAAAGUUUCAGUCAGAAUUCCAGCCUGGUGAAACAUCAGAGGACUCACACAGGAGAGAAACCCUUUGAAUGUCCUGAUUGUGGGAAAUGUUUCAGUGUCAAUUCCAGCCUGGUGAAACACCAGAGGACUCACACAAGAGAAAAACUCUUUGAAUGUCCUGAGUGUGGGAAAAGUUUCAGUCAGAAUUCCAGCCUGGUGAAACACCAGAGGACUCACACAGGAGAGAAACCCUUUGAAUGUCCUGAUUGUGGGAAAGGUUUCAUUGUCAAUUCCAGCCUGCUGACACACCAGAGAACUCACACAGGAGAGAAGCCCUUUGAAUGUCCUGAUUGUGGGAAAGGUUUCAUUGUCAAUUCCAGCCUGCUGAUACACCAGAGAACUCACACAGGAGAGAAGCCCUUUGAAUGUCCUGAGUGUGGGAAAAGUUUCAGUGUCAAUUCCCACCUGCUGAUACACCAGAGAACUCACACAAGAGAGAAGCCCUUUGAAUGUCCUGCAUGUGGGAAAAGUUUCAGUCAGAAUUCCUACCUCAUUGGCCAUCAGAGGACUCACACAGGAGAGAAACCCUUUUAAUGUCCUGAUUGUGGGAAAAGUUUCAGUGUCAAUUCCUACCUGGUGAUAUACCAGAGGACUCACACAGAAGAAAACCAUACGAGCGUCCGGAUUGUGGGAAUGAUUUCAGUAUUUCGUGUAACCUUUACACACAGGAGAGAAACCUUUCCAAUGUCCACCUUGUGAACAAUGCUUUAGGCUUAAAUCAUCUCUGAUUGUUCACAAAAUAAUGCACAUGUAGCAAAUAUUGAACAGUUUAGAGAAAGCUUGAAAUUCAUUUCUGAUCUCCCAUUCGGAGUAUAGAUGAGAAAUUGAUUAUUUAAAUUUUGGCCUGAUUCUUUUUAGUCAAGAGAUCUCAGGAUUAGACCUGUAGGUGGAGAGAGAAAAAUGGAAAAUAUUAGUUUGAUAAAGGCUAACUACCUGUUUCUGAUUAUCAGCAGUACUUUCUGGAUGUUUGCAUUUACAGAAGUCGUUCUGCAAACAGGCCUUUGGGUGGUGUUUUUUGUAUUUUGAUUAUGGAAUUCCGACAUGUGGAGUUUCAGCUUUCUAUCUUGGUGAACUCCAGAUUUUGAACCUCACAAUUUCCCAGCCAGCAUACAAGUAAUCCUCGAGAUACAACUGUGAUGAGAAGUAACUAUUAUGGAUUCAUUUAGCAAUGGCGACAGUGCUUUGAUUAACUAACCCCAUCCCAUGCUGUCUGUUAUGCAGCUAUUAAAUGAAUGUGCAAGUUGCUAAAUAGGACACUGGCUACCUCAGUGUUCGGGAAAACUCUCGGAGGCUUAGUCCAGGCCCAGGCUUCCCCGCUUCCCCCCAGGCAACCCUAGGACUCCUCCACUCCCCACCAGACACCUAUUGCUCUGGUUCCCAACCCUUGAUUCCCCCAAGGCAUCCCUUGGCCUCCUCCAUCCCCACCCUCAAGACAGCUAUUGCUCUGGUUCCCAACCCUUGAUUCCCCCAAGGCAUCCCUAGGCCUCCUCCAACCCAACCCCUAAGACAUCUAUUGUUCUGGUUCCCAACCUUGUUUCCCCCAAGGGAGGGGUGAAAUGCUACCGGUUUGCUCCGGUUCGGGGGAAGCCCCCCCCCAAGCCUUCCCACAGAGUAACCCCCUAGGCCUUUUCCCACUCCCCCUGGCUCCCUGCAGGCCUUAGCGCAUUCUGUCACGUGGCCUUCCAAUUACGAUUACACCUUGCAGCAGCUGUUUAACGAGACUGCUUUGCUUAAUUGCAGACUUAGGCUUUCCUUCCAGAGGCCUCCCAUAACCCAUCUCUUAGGUCUCCCCAGGAAUUUCCGUCCCUCCCAGAGUCUCCCCAGGCCUCUUUCAUAAAACAGGGUCCCUGUAGUCCUUAGGUCGAAUUCCAACUCUACCAGGCCUUAUAGAGACCUCCUCUUUAUCUGAACCUUAUAUUGGGGAAGGAGGGUAGGACAGAAAUCUCUCAGCUGUAUGACUAUUUCAUGGAAGCAGCCGUUAUUUUCACUGUGCCUGGGAUUCAUCGCUGGGCCCUGAGGUGGAUUUGUGGAAGUGGCUGCCAUUUUGCCACGACUGCCUCAGGACCAAAAUGGCGGCUGCUUCUGGGUCAUUGUCAUGCAGGAGAGGGAGAAACUGCUCUGUUUCGCUACCUUAACACUGUGCAGAAAGCCUUAAGGAAUUGUGGGUGCAACUGAAAAUGAUGGCUGCUUCCAUGAGAUCUUGAAAAUUUACCUGUGAAAUAGUGAUGGGCUUGUGGGGAGUAGGCCCGAGGCCCAGUGAAAAAAAGCAGUGUAACAUUUCAAAUGAAAAGCUUUUCUGCCUUGCAGAUGAACCUGGUGGAGAAGAGCUGUAGGAAUACUGAGUUGAGGAGAAAAGGGAUCGUGGCAUUAAUCACAAGAUCUCCAUGUUUAUUAGCAACUCCUGCUGUGAUCUCCUUUUCUUGGAAAUGCCUGCUUGUUACCCUUUGAUGGCUGCUGGAUGACAGCACCACCAUAUUGCUGACGUACGUGUUUCAUCCCCCUUUGAGUUGGUGAUAUGAGGGGAAAAAAUGUACAAUGGAAAACGUUUCAUUUUUAAAAAUGCAUUGUGUAAGAACAAGUCUUUUGACAAGGAAUAAAUGGGUAGUGUCAGUAUUGCUAUGAAUAGUUUGGUAAGGCAAGAUGCUCAGACUUGCCUCAAACUGUGAGAUGGGUAGCGAAUAAAUUUAUUAAUCAAUACAUUUAAUAAUAAAAAGGUAAGAUAAAAAUCUUUUAUCAACUUUUGCUCAGUUGCAAGGUCUCCACACAUAUAGUAGUUUCUAACAAACUACCAUUGUUCUUCUUGUGCAUUCUGUAUCUCUACGACCGAUCUGUCUUCCUCAGCUUCCCCUCCCUCCUCAAUGUAAAUUUAAGUUUCCAAUUUCAAUAGUACACCAGUCCAGCCACUCUUUGUGGCAUUUUUCAAGUAUCACUAGACAGAUUUCAAGGGUUUUUUUAAAAAAUUAGUAUUAUUAUGAGGGGUGCACCUCCUUAUCCAUAAGGUGUCUCCUUUUUUUAUUUUUACUAUGCUAAUAAUGAACUUUUCUGAUUCUGGCAUUUUCCAGCUCUUUCAGGAGGGGAAAUACAGGGAGAAAAAAUGUUUAAACUACAUAGAAUUCUCACCUCCUUUUGCCUCUCAGCAUCCUUUCAACAAAACAACCCUCUGCAUUUCUCUCUAGCCUCAACAACUCAGACAUUUUCCACAAAUUUAUCUCUCACAUCCUCAACACACAGGCAUUCACAGGUCUCAGGAUCACUUCGCCUUAUCAUUCCUUAUGAGCUUAGAUUCUGAAGCCAUGAUGUUCUUCUUCUGCCUGGAGCUCAUUUGCCUUCAAUCCUUCCCUGGAGGAUUAAAUGAAAUGUGCCCUAUUUUUCUGGAUGUCGCAUCACAUGUCCGAAAUAUCCCAACUUUUGUUUUUUUAAUUUUAAUGGUUUUUUUUAAUGAUAUAAAUAGGUGACUCAAAAGAUUAGCCAGAUUAGCAUUGAUCCUCAUUACUUAUUUUCCAAGGGUGUGUCAUCAACAUUUCAUCAAAAAAGGACUAUGGGAUAAUGUAUAGGAAUUAAUGGCUAAAGCUAAAAUUUCAUGUUCAUGGAUAUUUCAUGUUCAUAAAUUUUUUGGGGUUUUAAAUCUGAGCCAAUUUAUUUAAUUAUUUUAAAUUUUACAUUGUUGUUUUGUCUGUGUUUUUAAAUAGGCUGUACACCGCCCUGAGUCCUUCGGGAGAAGGGCGGUAUAGAAAUAAAAUUAUUAUUAUUAUUA